UUUUAAUUAAUUUUUAAUUAAUUUUUAAUAAAUUUGAAUUAAUUCUUCAUCUUAUUCAAAAAGAAAAAGAAAAAGAAAAUAAUUUCUUUGGUUUUCCCUUUUUUACUUUUUCAAUGCCAAUAAUAUUCAUUUCAUGAGACCCUUAUCUAUAUCCAGUGGCAGAAGAUCUCAGAGAUCCCAAAGAUCCCCAAGAUCUCCCUUUUCUUCUUCUAAAAUUUCUUUAUUACAAAAGGAUAAUCAAAGUGUUAAUAGCUAUAGUAGCCCCAACAGCCUUAUUAGCCCUAAUAGUCUCAGUAUUCAUAAUAGUCCUAACAGUCCCAAAAGUCCAAAUAGUUUCAUUAGUACCAGCAGUGCCAAUAGUGCCAAUAGUUUCCAUAGUCUAAAAAAAAAAAAGAUUUUUUCAAGACAAAGAAAUAGUUUUUUAGCUGACUUCAAAUGUUGCUUUUGUGAUAUAUCUCUAGAGAGUAUCUUGCCUGGUGAAGAAAAUAUUCAAUUAUCCUGUUCCCACAAUUGUCAUUUUAAAUGUUAUUUAAUAUUUAUGAAUAGAAAUGAUAUUAACAAUGAAAUUCAAUGUCCUUCAUGCCAUAAAUUAACAAAACCUCUAAAAGAAUCCGAUCAUGAUAAAUUGGUUCAACUGUUAUUAACUCAAAACCCAAAAAAAUAUCCGUUAACCGAUUUAAAUACAAUUGGUAAUUAUCAUUAUAAUAAUAAUAAUGAAGAUGAAGAUUUUGACUGUACAGAUUAUAAUAGCUUCAAUAGUUAUGAAUUAUACAAUACUUAUAGCAAUAACGAUGACUCCACUCAAUUAUCUUCGGAAAUAUCAACUUCUCCCAUAACUCCAACUGAAAAUUUCACCGAUUAUCAAUUGUUUUUUCAAUCAUCUUCGCUAAAUAAUUUUACUUAUUUAGAUAAUGAAGAAAGCUUUUUCCAAAAUUCAGGAUCUUCAAAUUAUUCAUCAUCUGAAAUAGUUGCGAACGAUUUAAUCGAUAAAUUAAAUACUCCAAUAAUUAGAGUUAUCCCCGAACAAAAAAAAAUAACUUUUAGAACUUCUUCCAAUAAUUAUGUUUUGCCUUGUGUCUUUAAUAUAUCAAUGCCCUCAAUUAACCCAAAUUCAAAAUCAAAUAAGAAUAACACUAAAAAUACCAAUGAAGUUAAUCAAAAUGAUAAAAUUGACGAAGAAAAAAUUAAAAAUAAAAUAUCUGUUCAAGUUAAAAAGCUAAUUAAAAGUAAAUUAUCAGGUAAAUUUAGUGUUGAUUUCCAAAAAUUAGGAAAUUUGAAAAUGUUUGAUUAUUUAAAUUUUGCUCUUAUUGAUGGCACCGAGUAUCUUGAUGCUCAAUGCUACUUAUUUGAAAAAUACCUCCUAAUCUUAAAUAACCAAGGUAAUUCGAUUACUGGGAUUAUUCAAAUCAAAUCAGAUUUGUCAUCUGUAAUUGAAUUGAAUGAAAAUACAAUCCUGCUAAAUUCCACUAUACCUACCUUACCUGAAGUCGAUGUUUAUUCUGAAGACAAAAGAAUCAUAUCAAAAUGGAAAAAUUAUUUAAAAUAUUCGUCUCCCUAUAUCGAUUUUAAACCAAAAGAUGUUUCUUUAAUUUCUUUAACAACAAAUGCUUGGGAUAUAAUUGAUCAAAUUGAUUCAAUUCAUCACAUAAUACCUGAUUAUAUAAAAGAAAUUAACAAUUAUAAAAGAAAGGGUUUGUUACUACCAAUGCACUUAUUAUUAAAGACUCUACCUGAACCAGAGCCCCUACCUUUAAGAAUGAUAUUAGGUAUUUCAAUUUUUAAUAUGGAUAAGUCAUUGACAAAUCAAGAGUAUAAAGACAGUGUUUUACAAUUAAUUAAAACAAUUGCAAACUCUUUGACUCCAUUGGAUAAAUUUGGAAUUGUAAUUAUAGGUUCUAAUGGGAGUAAUAUUGGAAAAUUUAGUGAAAGAUUAAGCUCAGAUGGCAGCUGGAAAAAUUGGGAAACUUAUUUUGAUGAAAAAUUAGUAAUCCAUGAUAACUAUGACCCAAUUACAAAAAAAUCAUAUAUCAGCAAUUCUUUUGAAGAAUUAAGUUUAUAUUUUGAAAAAUGCAGAGAAAUUAUAGGUACCUGGCCUGAAUGUGAAAAUCCAAAUGCAAAUAUUGUUAGAAAAUUUGUAAUUCUUAAUGCAAAAUAUGAUGUUGCUUCUGAUAAUUCAAUUUCAUUAAAAGGUAAUAAAACAUACCAUGAUACUCAACUAGAUAAUGUGAUAAAUAAAAACUUGAAAAAAAUUAUAAAAGAUAAUCAUUUUACUCUUCAUUCAUAUUUAAUAGGAAAGGAAUAUAAUGUGUACCUGGUUAAAUAUUUUGAAAAACUUUUUCAUUUUAAUGGUAUUGAAUUUGGUUCUGAAUUGAAAAGAAUUAAUACUUUAAAAGAUUUUGAUAUUGUGAAAAUAAUCGAUGAAUGUCACAAAAUUUGCAUACCAAAUAUUAAGAUUAGGUUUAAACCAUUAAUUGAAAAUAUAAUUAUUGAAAAAGCAGAAUUUGAUGAAUUUGGUGAAAAAGAAGUUGAAUUUUCAAUACAAAAAAAUCGAUCUAUUUUAGCUGUUGAUUCUAUUCGAGAGGCAAUUAGAGAACAAGAAAUUCCUAUCAGUUCUACUAGCAAUAAACCAUCUCGAAGCAUUUUUUCUGAAGAUAACUUGGUUGAGUUUAAUCUAAAAGAUUUGACACCGGGAUAUUGCAAAAAUUUCCUGUUCAAGUUCAAUAUAACAAUCAACAAUAGAUUUAAACAAUUUUAUACUCAAUUAACAGGUAAUAACAUAUCGGUAUCUUCCACAGGAUCACCAGCACCAUAUGGUGAUAUUCCUUUAAUUAAUUAUUCAAGCGAGCACUAUAAAGGUAAUUCAAAACCAAUUAAAGUUGAAAUUAAAGCAAAUUUUAUUGAUGAUAUUACACUGAUGCAGAAUAUAACAUCAUAUAUACCGUCAAACAAACAUAGUGACAGUAAUAAUGAUGAGUUGACAAUUGAUACAAUAAUGAACAUUCCAGUAUUUGCCCCCCUUUCGGCUUCAAGAGACAUUAUGUUUGCUAAAAGACAGGCAGAGUUAACAGCAGUAAGAUCUCUAAGAAAGGCUAUUGAAAUAUACUCAAUACUAAAGCAAAAGGCUAUUAACCAUAAUAAUAAAAUAAGCAAAAAAGAUUUAAAAAAAGUUAAAGGGAUUUUGAUGCAAUCGGUUUCAACAAUUUUUGGAAUAAUUAGAGGAUGUGUUUCAACAUUAAAAGAAGAUGAGGAAAUCAAUUUAAGCAAUAAGGAGCAGCAGACACAAAAAUAUAUCGAGGGAAUUAGUAAUAAUCUUUCAAAACUAGCGAAACUAGUUGAGAGCAAUAAUGAACUAGCAAUAGUGUAUGGAUAUGACUUGCUUUUAUUUUUGGUUUUUCAAAAAACUGAAUAAAUUAAUUAUACAAUUGGAUAACUCAUUACCCGAUUAAAAACAAUCAAUUUUUUUCAUUUCAAAACACCUUUUUUUUUUUUUUUUUGAUUUCAGAAUUUUUUAAAUUUUUAUGGAUUUCUUUAUUAUUUUUUAUUAUAUUGUUAUUAUACCACUAUUAUUUUUUUUAUUAUUUUUUUAUUUAAGCUAGUUGCAUGAUGAUAAACAAUUGAG
Molecule: messenger RNA, 3619 nt
Organism: Ascoidea rubescens DSM 1968
Lineage: Eukaryota; Fungi; Ascomycota; Saccharomycetes; Ascoideales; Ascoideaceae
Gene: FAR1
Product: cyclin-dependent protein serine/threonine kinase inhibiting protein FAR1
Exons: 1
Coding region: 134-3409 (1091 amino acids)
Source: RefSeq, a predicted model, not a curated record